Messenger RNA from Serpula lacrymans var. lacrymans S7.9, 2481 nucleotides. RefSeq lists its product as uncharacterized. The coding region runs from base 1 to 2481 and encodes 826 amino acids. Gene Ontology annotation, cellular component: plasma membrane. Gene Ontology annotation, biological process: transmembrane transport. Gene Ontology annotation, molecular function: transmembrane transporter activity. Lineage: Eukaryota; Fungi; Basidiomycota; Agaricomycetes; Boletales; Serpulaceae. The transcript is spliced from 6 exons. The record is from RefSeq and is a predicted model, not a curated record.
AUGGCCAAGUCAUUCGCACAAUACGCAUCGCAGUUCUUAACGCAUCAGUCAAAUCUAGAGUCAAGUCUGUCCUCUUCGCAGCCUCUCUUCUUUUCGUUCACAACCGAUGAAGGGUCUCGUUUAGGGAACAAUCAUGACAGCGACCUCGAUGACCUCGACGACCCACAUCUGCGAGCCAGUUAUGCUAGCAGGACAUCCAGGCGGGAUGGUCAUGAUGACUAUAGGAGCCGUGUCGACGAGGGAGACGACGACGAUCCUUACUUGCGCCUUGACGAGGACGACCUCCAACCAGGAGCCUCUCGUUAUGCCUCUCAGUCGAUUCCCUUGAUAUCGUCGGAAUACAGCCAUCCAGGGUCACCAGAGUAUCCAAAGGGUUGGCUAGCUCAUCAGGCGUCUCCUCUCCCGCACUCUCGCACCCCUUCACCUGCACCGUCCUCGUCUUCACUAGAUUCCCAUCGUCUUGCAACUGAUAUAUUUAAGCCGACCCACAACAACAACGCUGUACAUCCUCAGGCAUCGCCGCCUCCUCCGCCUCCUCCUCUAGCUCGCGAGCCGAUAUCGUUAUCUCUCACGGAAUCUUUAUUGCCUAGGGAUGGCACAAGUCGUCCUGUCGACGUAUUUUCUUUGCCCGAUCCUCGCUACGUUCCUCGUGGACGACGGAGAUACAAUGAUUCUGUCUGGACAGCCCUGUGGUGCACAGGAGUCUCGUUAUGCGUCUCCUUUUCAGUGCUGCUCUUGUUCCUGACGCAGAAACCUGCUCGGUCGCCAGUCAAUUUCCCGUACACUACUAUGCUACAUACUGUUCCCAUGAUAACUAUCAUCACAUUUUUGAGUGCCAUCGCAGCAUACACACACAUACUGCUCCUUCGCAUUUUUGUCCGACCCGUUAUGGUUGUGACAUCCGUCUUUAUACCUGCAACGCUAUUCAUAUCUGCAGUCUGGGCUUUUGUUGGUAGCUUCAUGUGGGAAACUGGUCAAGAACCGACGUGGGGAGAAACGGUUGGUCUGCGGCUCUUUUCGCUCGUGCCUCUCAUCCUUUCUAUCAUCACUGCUCGUCGUCUGAUUGAUUUACCGCGAGACAUCCAUACUACUUCUUCCAUCCUCGACCUGACAACCAGACUUCUGCUAUCCAACCCUUUCCUUCUCGCCUUAUCUCCGGCAAUUCUUUUGGUCACUCUCGUGGCUUCCAUUCCCUUUUUGACGCUUGUCUUCCGCUUAUUAUUAAUUGGGUAUCUGCAAUCUACAAGUGGAGGAUUGGAAUGGCAUGUCAAGGGAUGGGCCCAUUGGGCUAUCUUCGGAGCGAUAUCGAUUUGGUUGUGGAGCUGGGGUGUAGCAAGAGGAACACUCAGAACAACGUGCGCAGGUGUCAUUGGCGCAUGGUACUUUGCCGAUCUUGACCUCCCGCCCCCAUUACCAUCUGACACCCGUACCAUUCAUGCAGCUUUAACUCGAUCCACCCAACCUUCUCUUGGGAGUAUCAUCCUUGCUGCACUAAUUCUUACCGGCAUCCGCAUUCUUGCCCUCCUCACAGUUGUACUGCGCCUCUUACCAUCUUAUCUCCCUCUCGCACUUCGUCCUUGGCUCCAGCCUUUGACUGUAGGAGCAGGUUUUGCGGUAGGUUGGCUUGAGGGCGUGACUAGUUCUUUGAGCAAAUAUGCGUUGGUGUAUACGGGUCUUACGGGAGACGCUUUCUUUCCGAGUGCAAGAAGAGCACGUGCAUUGACUGCCGCGGUCGAGUCGAGGUCUGCGGGAAGCUACCGACGUAAAUUCAAGACGGAGCCACCAUUGACAAUGCUUACCUAUUCUCCGUUGACUCUCACAUUCCCAUUUGCGCUGAUGACGUACCUGUUCGUUGCACACACGCUUUCUGCACCUGAUCAAGCUCUUGGCGCAGCUUUGCUUGCGGGCGGGGUUACCGCCCUCGUUGGAUUAUUCUGUGUCGGUCUCGUUAAGGAUACUGCUGAUACGUUGUACGUGUGCUACUGCAUUGACAAAGAUCUUGGCGAGAAACAUAGAGACGAAGUAUUCAGCGCUUUUGAAUAUGAUUUGCGACCGCAGAACCCUCCGCAGCCCCAGUCUACUCGACUCGGGCCAUCUUCGCCUUCAACGCCACCAAAGCAGCAAUACAAGCAGCACACUCCUCGGCAUCUUUCACCACAACCCAACGUGCCCUUAAUCCACACUUCGCCCACACCCCUUCCUUCACGUUCCACUCAGCCACAACCCCCAGUGCAGGUUGUUCCGUCUUCUGUUCAAACCACGGUGCCUGAAUCAGAUAUUGACCCGUUCGAACAGGAGCCCAUCGAUUUUCCUAUAUCGAUGCCUGGGCCAGCUUCACAACCCGCAGUUGGUGCGAGCAGCAAACGGGAUGUGGUACCGUAUACCUUGUCCCCAGAGCCUCGGCGCAGAGAUGAGGAUAGCGAUGAUGCUGAUGAAGACGGAGACGAGUCCCAGAUUUUCCCCGGUUCAGGCUUGUUUUAA